Xenopus laevis (African clawed frog) is the source of this 2973-nucleotide messenger RNA. It is a transcript of the gene znf503.L, whose product is annotated as zinc finger protein 503. Gene Ontology annotation, cellular component: nucleus. The transcript has 2 exons. Gene Ontology annotation, biological process: negative regulation of DNA-templated transcription. Bases 660 to 2279 code for a protein of 539 amino acids. The record is from RefSeq and is a predicted model, not a curated record. NCBI's taxonomy places the organism in Eukaryota, Metazoa, Chordata, Amphibia, Anura, Pipidae.
CACCUCGGGGUCCCAUUUGAUUGGAAGGCGGCAAAGGCUUUAAUCUCUGCACUAAUUCAGAGGCUUUUGAAGUGUGUUUCUUUGGCAGUACUCAUCCUGGCAGCACUACGACUCGCACUGUGAGCUCUGCUUGAGGAGUGGCUGCGGCGACCACGCUGUAUUGGAGGGAUAGUUUGUGGUGUGGCCUAAUGCAGAGCUGGAUUGUAAAGUGUGUCUCGGCAGGACAAUGAUUCGUUCUAUUUAGAUUUAGUCUACGCAAGAAAAAAACACAAGCACAGGCAAUUAGAUCCCAAUAUAGUAGCUGGAAUUCCUGAAUAAUAUUAGGUUGAAAUGUAUAAGGCGCCUCUACUGGAUAUGGACAACCUACAUUGUAGCUGAAAGUAGCCAGUGUUGUGUACGAAUGUACUGCGUUAUAGCUUCUAGUAAGCAUUUCUGGAUUAGAACACAUUGCGUUGCUGCUUCAGGGAGGCACGCCUGAUCACUACCCAGUGCAAUCUGUAUUUUCUCACCGAAUCGCUGAGCUAGUCUAAAAAUCGAUCCGAUCGCACUGAUCACUAUUUCUAUUGUGUCAUAGUUGGCUAAUCUCAUCGGCGCAACCGUGGUCUAGCACCCGUGGAUCAUAUCUCACCUCCCUGCUCCCAAAUGUCUGUCUGGGGGACAUGAUCAACUCGCCACUGGGUUCUGGAAGUCGAAUUAGUCACUUUAACCCAGAGAGCAGAGGCAAAAGUGACGGAAAAGCUGCAUUCUCCAGCAGAGCCUUUGUCCACGCCGUCCCUCCCUGCGAUCCCCUGCGGCAGGCCGAAAGGCUCCCUAUUAAGGUGCUCAAGAUGCUAACAGCCCGGAGCGGACACAUCCUGCACCCCGAAUACCUUCAACCUCUGCCCUCCACCCCAGUUAGCCCUAUUGAGCUGGACGCCAAGAAGAGUCCCCUUGCACUCCUGGCACAGACCUGCUCACAGAUCGGGAAGCCAGACCCUGCACCCUCCAAGCUUUCAUCAGUUACUGGCGCCUCUGCGGGAAGUGAUAAAGAGUCAAAGUCCGCACCACUGAAACUUAGCGACAUAGGGGCAGAAGACAAGUCCAGCUUCAAACCCUACUCCAAGCCCCCAGAUAAGAAGGACCAGUCAGCAAGUGACAAGUCCGGAUUCCGUGUACCUAGCGCUGCCUGCCCACCCUUCACCCCUCGGACUGUCAGUCCUGGAUCACCUCGCACACCACCCCCGCCCUCAGAGCCCAAGGCCUCCAUGGAAUGCUCAGACAAGAAAGAGGUGGAACAGUGUGCCAAGACUGCGCCCCCUGAUGGCGGUGCGCAUGGACGGCUAAAUGCAGAGUUGUCCACCCACAGCGAGGGUACGGCAGGAUGUAAGAGCAUGUCCGCUGCUCCAUCACCCACAUCAGCCUCCUCUUCCUCCUCUUCAGGCUCUGUGCUAGGCUCUGGGCUUGUGGCACCUGUGUCACCCUAUAAACCAGGUCACACGGUCUUCCCACUGUCACCUGCCAGCAUGUCCUACCCGGCCACCCUAGCUGGGGCUUACACUGGGUACCCUCCGCAGUUCCUGGCUCAUGGGGUUUCUCUGGAUCCCUCCAAGGGGAGUUCAUUGGUGGGGGCUCAACUAAGCACGCUGGGGUGCACAGGCAAGUCCGCAUCUUCUAGUCCUCUCACCGGGGCCUCUCCUCCCUCUGUGAUGACUGCUAGCCUCUGCAGGGACCCGUACUGUCUCGGUUACCACUGUGCCUCUCAGCUGGGCGCAGGCGCAACGUGUGCGCAUGAUCUCAAAUCUGGAUACCCUUUGGUAUACCCUAGUCACGCCCUCCAUGGGGUAUCCCCACCAUCCCACCAUUUGUAUCCUUAUGGUUUCAUGUUGCCCAACGAUCCCCUACCCCAUGUCUGUAACUGGGUAUCGGCCACAGGCCCCUGCGAUAAGCGCUUUUCUUCUUCAGAGGAGCUUCUAGGUCACUUGCGGACUCAUACAGCCUUUCCAGGGGCCGCAGACAAGUUGCUACCGGGAUACCCCAGCUCUUCCUCUCUGGCAGCUGCUGCCAUGGCCUGUCACAUGCACAUGCCUCCUACAGGAAUUUCCCCGAGCCCACUUACCCUGCGCAGCCCACACCACCACCCAUUGGGACUCAGCAGCAGUCGCUACCAUCCAUACUCCAAAAGCCCCCUACCUUCAGGGGGUGCGCCAGUGCCAAUGCCAGGAGCCACAGGACACUACUACUCACCCUAUGCCCUUUACGGGCAAAGACUCACAACAGCAUCCGCGCUGGGGUAUCAAUGACUAGGAAGUAAUUGACUUAAAUAUAUCGGUGUUUUACACGGAAAGAAAUGCGAUUUUUGUUCAAUUUGGGACUGGAUCCUCGGACAAUCUAUUUAUUUCUGUUAGCUCCAAGCAGGACGGCCCAUAACGUGCAUGGGUAAAGGGAAGUUCUCCAAGAAGAGUUAUAAAUAACCGGGAUAUACAGUGCAUUUUCUGUUAAUGUUAAGUCGAAUUUAACAACGAAUAUAGUUAGACUAUACCAUUCAUCGGUAUUAAACCCUAGCAUUUUCAAUUCAGUCUAUGUUUGUUUUAAAAACAGCUUUAUGUCGUAAUUUCAAUUUCAAUUAUUUUAAAGGGGUAUCAUAGUAAAAAAAUAUAUUAUGGUAUUUUUUGUUUGUAUGCGACAUACAGAGAAAAUGCCUUUGUUUGCCUUAUUUCAAAACGUUUGCUCUGUAACACCCUUUUAAUCAGAAUAUGUUCCAGGUACACAACUGAAAAUGCUUUCCUUUACCAACAGGGGAGGCGGUUUGUUUUCUGUGUUAAAUUAUUUUGUUUGUAUUUUACACAGGGUUGAACAUGUUAUUUGGAUUAUGGGACACAAUUCUGUCCGUUUUACUCAAAAGCAUUUUAUUUAAUUUACCAGUUAUCCAAAAAAAUACAUCCCUGCUUAUUUUCCACUUAUGUUAAAUAUAAAAAUUAAAAAUAUUUAUACUAA